This is a messenger RNA of Aspergillus wentii DTO 134E9, 1290 nucleotides long. Its product is annotated as pepsin-like aspartic protease. Gene Ontology annotation, molecular function: aspartic-type endopeptidase activity. Lineage: Eukaryota; Fungi; Ascomycota; Eurotiomycetes; Eurotiales; Aspergillaceae. The record is from RefSeq and is a predicted model, not a curated record. The transcript is spliced from 3 exons. The coding region runs from base 1 to 1290 and encodes 429 amino acids. Gene Ontology annotation, biological process: proteolysis.
AUGCAGCUUCUACAGUCUAUCUUUCUUGUGCUGCUUCUCAGCUACGAUGUACUUUCGGCGCCAACAGCUCCCCAGACUCAGCACAAAGGCAGGUCCUUUAAGGUUGACCGGGUGCGCCGAAGUAACACCGUGCAUGGCCCUACUGCUCUUCGCAGAGCAUACCAGAAAUACGGCAUCGUUCCUAUGAAUAUAGGAUUUGACCUCUCGGACUUUGAGCCCAUCAGCGUGAAGAAAAUAAGCCCAUCGGGAUCGGCAUCUUCGACUUCGUCUGCACCGGAGCCGGAGCAGACAGGGGCAGUCAGUGCCACCUCCAUCCAGGAAGAUGCCGAAUUCGUCUCCCCAGUGACCAUCGGAGGCCAAAAGAUCGUCAUGGACUUUGAUACUGGCUCAGCUGACUUUUGGGUGAUGAACUCAAAUCUUCCGUCCGAUGAGAAAAAGGGUCACACCGUGUUUGAUCCUUCAAAAUCCAGUAGUUUCAAGACUAUGGAGGGUGCUACAUUCAAGAUCAGCUAUGGUGACUCGUCAUAUGCCUCUGGAGAAGUGGGCACGGAUACCGUUGAUAUCGGCGGUGCAACCGUCACGAAACAAGCCAUUGGCAUCCCAACCACCGUAUCCGACUCCUUCAUCGACGAGCCAUCGUCCAACGGACUGGUUGGUUUGGGAUUCUCCAAGCUCAACACCGUUCAACCCGACAGACAGAAGACCUUUUUCGAAAACCUCGCUGAGAACCUUGACGAGCCCGUUCUUGCGGCGUCUCUCAAGAGCAAUGGCGUUGGCGAGUAUGAGUUUGGUUUCAUCGACCAUAGCAAAUAUCAGGGAGAUAUGGUGAAUAUCACCGUCGACUCAUCUAAUGGAUACUGGGAGUUUGAAUCCGCACGGUUUUCUGUUGGUAAUGGAGACUUACAAAACAUCGAAAAGACACCCACUGCCAUUGCUGACACGGGAACCUCGCUGAUGCUGGUCAGCCCGGAGGUGGUGGACGCAUACUACAAACAGGUCGAGGGCUCCGUGUAUGCCGAUUCGGCAAGUGGUUGGAUCUAUCCCUGCGGCGCUGACCUGCCUGAUCUGUCGGUUGCCAUCGGAGAUGCACACCUUGCGACGAUUCCAGGUGCAUUGAUUGAUUACUCGGAGGUGGGCAUCAACACGACGACUGGCAAAGCUGUAUGCUAUGGCGGUGUUCAAACAAACCAGGGCACCUCGAUGCAGAUCUUUGGCGAUGUGUUCCUGAAAGCCUUAUAUGUUGUCUUUGAUAUGAGGGGUCCAUCUCUUGGAUUUGCCGCUCCUGCUUAG